Molecule: messenger RNA, 1445 nt
Organism: Salvia miltiorrhiza (redroot sage)
Lineage: Eukaryota; Viridiplantae; Streptophyta; Magnoliopsida; Lamiales; Lamiaceae
Product: F-box protein At4g35930
Exons: 5
Coding region: 378-1208 (276 amino acids)
Molecular function (GO): protein binding
Source: RefSeq, a predicted model, not a curated record
UCUCUGCCACGAACCACACGUACGUCGUCAUCCAAUGACAAUCUGCCAGGUGUCAUUUUGGGGGCGGCAUUAUCUGCGGUUAUUGUACACGAUUAGGUAACUGUUGCUCCAAAUAUUGGCGGGCAAAUCCCCCAUUCAAAUUUCCUCACAUUUUCCCACUCUCCAAACCCUAGCCCGCCUUUUACUUUCUUCCAUUUCCCCCCCACCUUCUCUCUCUCUCUCUCUCUCACUGCAGCUUAUUUUUCUUAGAUUUUCUAACAUUUUGUCUUGAGAUUUGCUGACUCGAUGAUUAUCCGCUGGCUUUGAAGGUAAUUAAAUCGGCGAAUUUUUGUGGAAAAGAGUUAUAUUUUUCAUUUGUGAAAGAAAGAAGCUAAAUCAUGGGGAAAGUGUCUCCGGCCGAAAGACAAUCGAAAAAUGGUAGGCAGAAAAGGCGUUUGAGGAAUGCCAAAAAUAAGUUUUUGAAGCCUGGAGCUCUUGCUCAGCUCCGGGAUAGCAGGGCGUCGGGUUCUAAAUCUUGUACAGAUCUUGGGAAGAAAAGAGUUGCGGUUUUAAAUAGAAAGCAGACGGGUGGGGACGAUUCCGAUCCUCAUCAGCACAAGACCACUGAUCAGAGCCCGACGCUUUUAUCGCCCGUAAGGUUUCAGUUUGCUCCUGCACUUGGAGCAUCAGAUUUGUUCAAUCCCAAUAAUUUUGGUAACACUCCAAAGACCCCUCGAGCUGAGGAGUUCUUGUCUGAGUCCAGGCUUGAAUCUCUCCCCGUUGAUUUACUGGUUAAAAUACUUUGCCACCUGCACCAUGAUCAGCUCAGAGCGGUUUUCCAUGUCUCUCAGAAAAUCAGGAAAGCAGUUGUUAUAGCUAGACAGUUCCACUUCAAUUAUACUACUCCAGAUAGAUCGAGGCAAGAGAUGCUAAACACAAUGACUCCACUCCCAACCGAGCAUUGGCCUUUUAUGGGCAAGGGAGGCGAAAAAGGGAUGCUGAUUGCAAGCCCACACACGCCAAAGGCACCAAAGCAUGGUCCUCGUCCACCCUCUCGUUUGAAGUUCACUGAGAUGCGGCAAGUUGCCGCUGUUCUCUUCCAAGAUUCAACAUUCUCUUUGGUACCGUCUGUUAUUCAGAAACCGAUAUGCAAGUCGUUGGCUUCCAACAGAGUCCUGUUCUAUGAGGACGAAUUGUGCCAGGCAGUUGCUCAGAACAAACUUCGUUGAUUUGCGAUUGUUUCUUCUUCAUGUGUAUAGUUAUCCCCUGUUUUUCUGUGUAAUAGUAGCAAGGUAGAUAAGAGGUUUAGCUUUGUAGUUAUGCUGGGUGCUGUGGCUUCAAGCUUAAGUAGUAGGAUUAGGAAGAGGUUUUCGCUGGAUUUCAGCCGAAUAAUAUAUUAUAGAGGUCGUUUGUACAGUGCUGUAACCAAGACUAUGGUUUUAUGGGAACUUCACCCUUUGUGUUAA